UGUUAUGCCAGAGAUAAGAAACGAUAAGACUCAACAUUGUGCGUCAACUGUACUGACCAAUAUGUGCACUGUAAAGGUUGCUCUCCUAUUUUUCUCGUUUGCUGUACAAUGUCUCUCUUGUCCAUUCCCACCGCCCUGUCUUUGUGAUGCCAGGUCGCCGACCGUGUACUGUAGAAGCCUUAACAUGACGUCACUUCCGAAAAUAAACCCAGCUAAUGGAUCGUGGACCGUUUUCUUAAAUAACAACAAAUUAAGACAUUUACCUUCAAAUGCUUUCUUUGGAAUUAAAGUUCAUAUGCUUGUGCUCGACAAUAACGAAAUUGUAAAGGUAGAUGACCACGCGUUCAAUGGAAGUGAAGACUCUCUGAUAUUUUUAGAGUUAGCUGGAAAUAAGUUAUCAUCAUUACCAUCAGCAAUUGCAAGGCUUCAAAAUAUCAUGUCGCUGUCAGUUUCCCAAAACCCAUUGACUGAUCUAGAUCAAGAAGUGAUCGCGAACAUUUCAAAAUCCUUACUAUUUUUAGAUUUUGGAUCAAGUGAAAUGUUAAAGUUUCCACGGAGUAUUAAGCUCCUAAAAACUCUGGCCUCGAUUGAUUUAUCAGAUGUAACAUUCACUAGUCUUCCAGAAGACGCAUUUCAACCCUUCGUGAAUUCUUUAAAUGUGCUUGGACUUCAUAAUACAAGCUUAGCAGAGCUCCCAUCAUCUAUCAACCUGUUAAAUAGCCUACAAAAUCUGAAACUGGACAGAAAUCGUAAUUUGUCAGCUGCUGCAAUAUCGAAAUCGGUGCCUAAUGGUCUUCCUGGUUUGACAGAUGCUACAUUCCAAAACAAUGGGCUAAGUACUUUGCCAAACAUUUUCUUGAAAGCGAGUCAUUUAUACAUCAUUACAGUUUUAGAUGAGCCUAUAUCAUCUUUAGGCGAUGAUUGUUUUACGCCAAAUUUCAGUUCAAACUUUCAAGUGAUGCGGAUGAAUAAUACCCAAUUAACCCGUGUUCCAUCUUGUUUGUCAUCAGUUGAAAGCAUAAAAAGACUAGAAAUAACGUACAAUAAUAUUUCAUCAAUUGAAGAAGAUGAUUUUAUGAACAUGAAGAACCUUAAUAUUUUAGUCUUAUCGUGGAACCCAAUUACCAAUGUGUCUGACAAAGCCUUUGAAAGGAAUGAUGCUUUGAGUUACUUAAUAUUUGAGCAAACUAAGUUGCAGUAUAUACCACGUGCUAUUCAAAAUUUAAAAUCGCCACAACUUCUAAAUUUAUCUGGAUGUCAUAUUCAAUGCACGUGUGAAAAUCUUGGCUGGAUGAAGCAGUGGAAAAGAAGACCGGAUUAUUUUCAGAUUGUUGGAGAAUGCUGGAACCUCAGAAUGAAUCUGAUGACCUUUAUUAAAGGAGAGAUUCCAAAAUGUCCAAAUUAGUGAGGACAAGCUUUAAAAAUGUGUUUGCAGUUUACACUCAAAUUAUUAGGGUUUUCUACGCCUAAAUUUUCACCACUUUAACAGUGACUGAGAAGAGUUACUGAAGCAACAGAAAAUGCAUAGGUGAAACAUUUUAUUUCAAAAUCUGAGGAUGAUUAAAACCCCUCAAGGAAAAAAAAACUAAGUUUGACAUUAGACUCAAGUUGUAACAUACAUUCUAAAUAUUUAUUACUUUUUCUUAACAUCAGAUUCUUCAGCUUAAAAAAUAAUUUAUGGUUGAAUCUGAUAUAUUUCAAGUCGGAAGGAAUUCAUUCGGACGGUAAAAAAAAAAACUCUGCAAGCAAAUAUGUUUAAGUUUGUUUAAUGG
Molecule: messenger RNA, 1772 nt
Organism: Saccostrea echinata
Lineage: Eukaryota; Metazoa; Mollusca; Bivalvia; Ostreida; Ostreidae
Product: leucine-rich repeat-containing G-protein coupled receptor 5-like
Exons: 2
Coding region: 5-1405 (466 amino acids)
Cellular component (GO): extracellular matrix
Molecular function (GO): protein binding
Source: RefSeq, a predicted model, not a curated record